This is a messenger RNA of Penicillium brasilianum, 2955 nucleotides long. Lineage: Eukaryota; Fungi; Ascomycota; Eurotiomycetes; Eurotiales; Aspergillaceae. The record is from the annotation of a GenBank genome assembly.
CCUCCCUCCCACCCCCCUCAGGCCCCGGUUAUCAAGGCUUUGUCCUUGGUAUUUCUUCGGUUUUCCUGAUCCUUCACAUCUUCUCUUUCGUGACCAGCCUUUUCGGCCCUGUCCGACCUUCUGCUUUCACCAACCUUCAUUCCUCGAAUUAUCCGGGCCACGAUACGGUCGGCAUUGGAUAUAUCCGUUCCUCUUCCACCCUUUAUCGUCUACUCUCCAGUUCUCUAGUCAUUUGCACGGCUAGCUGCUGUGCCCCCAUCAUCCAGUCAACAUGACUACCAUGGAUUUGCGUGUCGGUAACAAGUACCGCAUCGGCCGUAAGAUCGGAAGCGGCUCUUUUGGUGACAUCUACCUCGGCACCAACAUUAUCUCCGGUGAAGAGAUCGCCAUCAAGCUCGAGAGCGUCAAGGCCAAGCACCCCCAGCUCGAGUAUGAGGCUCGCGUCUACAAGUCUCUCGCUGGCGGUGUCGGCAUCCCCUUUGUCCGCUGGUUCGGUACUGAGUGCGACUACAACGCCAUGGUCAUCGACCUCCUGGGUCCCAGUCUCGAGGACCUGUUCAACUUCUGCAACCGCAAGUUCUCUCUGAAGACCGUUCUUCUGCUCGCCGAUCAGCUCAUCUCCCGUAUCGAAUACAUCCACGCCAAGUCAUUCAUCCACCGUGAUAUCAAACCCGACAACUUCCUGAUGGGUAUCGGCAAGCGGGGCAACCAGGUCAACGUGAUCGAUUUCGGUUUGGCCAAGAAGUACCGCGACCCCAAGACCCACUUCCACAUCCCUUACCGCGAGAACAAGAACCUCACGGGUACUGCCCGUUAUGCCAGUAUCAACACUCACUUGGGUGUCGAGCAGUCUCGCCGUGAUGAUAUGGAGUCCCUGGGUUACGUGAUGCUCUACUUCUGCCGUGGCUCCCUCCCCUGGCAGGGCCUGAAGGCUGCUACCAAGAAGCAGAAGUAUGACCGUAUCAUGGAGAAGAAGAUGACUACCCCCACCGAGGUGCUCUGCCGUGGUUUCCCCAACGAAUUCGCCAUCUACUUGAACUACACCCGCUCCCUCCGCUUCGAUGACAAGCCCGACUACUCGUACCUGCGCAAGAUUUUCCGUGACCUGUUCGUCCGUGAGUCCUUCCAGUACGACUAUGUGUUCGACUGGACCGUCUACAAGUACCAGAAGAACGCUGCCAUGAUCGUGGACGCUACCAAGAAGGACAAGGAUGAAGAGCAGGCACGCCGCCAGGCUGCCGCUGUCCCCAUGGGUGCCAGCGCUGCGGCCGCCAAGCCCGGUGCCAUCUCGGGCCAGCGUCGCAAGGUCAUUGACCGUGGAGCCCUCGACAACACUCCGGACACCAACCGUGCCGUGGGAGGAAGUGACAGGAUGCUGCGUUCUGCCUCGAAAGGUGCCGCUUUAGGUUAUGGACCUUCUGGUGGCCGUUCGAAGCGGGACGAUGGAUCAGGGGCUCAAUGGUACUAAUCCCGUAGCACUUGCAGUGAGACCUGGUUAGGUGGAUUUGAUUUUGUUUGAUUUCUUUUCCCCCUCUGCUUGUCUCCUGCUUGCUCCACGUCCUUCUUUCUCGACCAUCAUGAAAUUCCGAGAUUUCCCAUUUGUCACCGUCGCUGUGGACACGACCCUGCUGCACACGACUUAUCUCGGAUUUCUAUUUUUCUCCUUGGAUCUCUCCGUUCAUUCUGCAAUCAUCUCUGACAGCCCUUCCACUUCGUCCUCGAUCCCAAUUUUCGACCUUGACCGUUUCGAUCCGUCAACCUGUUGUUCGUUUGCUCGCCCUUCUAACUCCGCAAAGCCUGGAUCUACGUACCUGUGAUCCACCUUUUUGUGCCGAGCAGCCCGAUGACCUUUUGACUACUGUUUUCUUUCCCUAUUUCGGAUAUUCGUCCUCGUCUUUCACGGGAUACGACCGAUUACUCAGUUUCGAAACGCUUUCUGAUUUGGUGGCUAUUCUUAUGUCUUGACCUCUUCGACCCUUCGCGAUUUCGGUAUUCUGUCAACUCGACUGAAUCGUGCGACUGGAAAGGCAAGACUCAAGAAGAGAUGCAGAUGAAGACAGCAAUCUGGAUACUUGAACACUACGUCUCCCUAUCUCUCUGGUUGCUGGUACUGGACUUCCUGGAGACCGCAUCCACGCAUGCGUUAUUCCCAUCAUUUUUUCCCCCCCCCCCCCCCCCCUUCCCUUUUUUUUGCCCAUGAUUCGUUUCACCCACUUUGCUUUUUGGAAUUCUUUUGUUUGCUGCAUAUCGACGCCGUAUGGGGGACGAGGGGACGACCGGCACCUGCCGAUCGGAUUUUGAGGCUGUGGAGAUCGUUUUUCGGGUGGCUUUCUUCGGGUCUUUGGUUUCUAGGCUACUGGUUCAUGCCCUGCUCUUCAUGCAUGAAUUUGACCUACCAAUGGAUGUUUACCCGCUCGGAGAGAGCUAGUUCUCGACUGGUGAUUGGCGACGGAAAAUGGCUAGGGUCGCUUCCGGGGUGGUAUUGCGUCGAUUUGCACUGUGUUUUUUCCCUCUCAUAUUUGCUAGCCCAUUGCCCUUCCCAACUGCAUGUUAAACUCGUCUCUUGAUUUGUUAUUCAUUUCCUUAGUCGCAGGCGUUUCUCAAGAGGCCUCGGGAGGGAGACAUGACCGGAUCUCUUCAAGUUCGCUAUUAUCCGGCAGUCCCCCUACCCAGACUCUGACAGAUACACUGUCGAUUUUCAACAUCUAAUACGAACUCUUUCUCCCACAAAUCCUGAGUACUAGUAAUCUGCAUAUCUGGGAGCCUCCCUAAUCUCACCCUGGCCAGAUUUAUUCGGUGAGAUCAUCGAGUCCCUUUGCCACACGUUCUGGCCCUUUGGGACGUCCGCGUCGAUCUCCACUCCGUCGGAUUACACAUCAAAUCUUCCUGAACGGGCACGGGGCACGACUAUGGGAGAAUAAUGUAGCCGCCUGGGCCUGCAUAAUAGCACGGGAU